Molecule: messenger RNA, 1397 nt
Organism: Hipposideros armiger (great roundleaf bat)
Lineage: Eukaryota; Metazoa; Chordata; Mammalia; Chiroptera; Hipposideridae
Gene: NSMCE4A
Product: NSE4A component of SMC5/6 complex
Exons: 9
Coding region: 94-1179 (361 amino acids)
Biological process (GO): DNA repair
Cellular component (GO): nucleus; Smc5-Smc6 complex
Source: RefSeq, a predicted model, not a curated record
UGUUCCGUGAGCAGCGGGCGCUCGCGCCGAUCGGGGGUUUCAGUUUCUGGCGCGAACUUCCGCCGUUCCGAAGUUACGCCGGGAAUCGGAGCGAUGUCCGGAGACAGCAGCGGCCGCCGGCCCGAGGGCCGGGGCCGGGGCCGGGGCCGGGGCCGGGGCCGGGACCCGCACCAGGAUCGCACCCGCUCGCGCUCGCGGUCCCCGCUGUCGCCGGUGUCCCGCCGCGGCGCCGCGCCCGAGCGCAGGGAGGCCGCGGAGCGCCCGAGCUUGUUGGAGGAAGAGCCGUCGGAUUCCGGGGACGAGAUGUUGGACCCGGCGAGCUUGGAGGAGGAACCCGACCACGGCCUGUGCCGCCAGAUCCGCCAUCAAUACCGGGCGCUCAUCAAUUCGGUCCAACUGUCCCGAGCAAGAGAAGCAGCCCUAGACGCCCACUUUCUUGUUUUGGCUUCAGAUUUGGGCAAAGAAAAAGCAAAGCAGCUGCGUUCUGAUCUGAACUCGUUUGAUAUGUUAAGAUAUGUUGAAACCCUACUGACACAUAUGGGUGUAAAUCCGCUAGAAGCUGAAGAACUCAUCCGUGAUGAAGAUAGUUCUGAUUUUGAAUUCAUAGUCUAUGACUCCUGGAAAAUAUCAGGCAAAACAGCAGAAAACACCUUUAAUAAAACCCAUACAUUCCACUUUCUGUUGGGUUCAAUACAAGGAGAAACCCCUGUGCCAAAGCCACGAACUGAACGUCCAAGAAAAGCUCCUGUGAUAAAAGAACGGGGGCAAAUGCCUGCCCAGUUAAAAAGAAUGGAAGAAUCUCAUCAAGAAGCAACAGAAAAAGAAGUAGAAAGAAUCUUGGGGUUGUUGCAAACAUAUUUUCGAGAAGAUCCUGAUACCCCUAUGUCUUUCUUUGACUUUGUGAUUGAUCCACAAUCUUUCCCCCGUACGGUGGAAAACAUCUUUCAUGUUUCCUUCAUUGUAAGGGAUGGUUUUGCAAGAAUAAAACUUGACCAAGACCGACUGCCGAUAAUAGAGCCCAUUAAUAUUAAUGAAGAAAGUGAGCACAUUGACCAAAACACCCAAAAUAGGAAUCAAGGAAUUAUAGCUUUGAGUUAUCGUGACUGGGAGGAGAUUGUGAAAACCUUUGAGAUCUCUGAGCCUGUGAUCACCUCAAGCCAGACCCAGCAGAGUACUUGACGUGGCUGAAGGUAAGGUUUCCUAUGGGACAGCUGCACGUUUUUAUUAAACUGGACAUUCCAGACCAUCCCACCUUGUCACAUUCUGGUGCAAUUUGGGUUUUGCCUCCCUCUAGUGCCCCAUUCUUAGAACGGUAUGUACUGGUGAGAAAGACAGAGCGGGAGCUAGUGAUUGCCACUUCCCUUCUUUGGGUUAAUUACUUUACUGUUCUUACGAUG